Messenger RNA from Brassica napus (rape), 2583 nucleotides. Its product is annotated as putative B3 domain-containing protein At3g49610. Bases 1288 to 2088 code for a protein of 266 amino acids. Gene Ontology annotation, molecular function: DNA binding. The transcript has a single exon. The record is from RefSeq and is a predicted model, not a curated record. Lineage: Eukaryota; Viridiplantae; Streptophyta; Magnoliopsida; Brassicales; Brassicaceae.
UAAACGCCGUCAGCAAAAUUCUAAAACUUAGCCCUAAACCCUAGGGUUUAGGAUUUACCCUAUAGUUUAGGAUUUACCCAAGGGUUUAGAGUUUACCCAAGGAUUUAGGAUUUACCCAAGGAUUUAGAGUUUACCCAAAAGUUUAGGAUUUACCUAAAAAUUUAAGGUUUAGUUUUUAGGGUUUAAUGUUUAGGAUUUAAGGUUUAUUGUUUUGAUGACGGCGUUAACAAUGUUAGAAAAGGUUUGUACUACUUUUUAUUUAUUUUUACUUAAAAAAAUAUAUGAUAUAAUUUGGCAAAUUCUAUUAUUUUGUUUCUUUUUUUUCAACUACUGAAUAUGAGCUUGCAGACUUUUAUUGGUUGGUGAAUAAAUAAUAUUUCUAAGAAAUAUCAAAGUACGGAUCAAUAAUUUUUUUAUAAUUAAAUUAUUGGUCACUAAUAAUAGUAUUUUUACGUCACUUCUAAUUAAUAUUAAUAUUAUUUUAUAAUUUAAUAUUUUUACUAUUUAAUAAUGCAUAGAUAAAUUUUAAACAGUUUCAGUUCUAAAACAGUUAUCAAUCAUCAAUUUUAUAAAAUUUACGUAAAACAAUAAUAAUAAAUGCAGGUGCAUUAUUGAACAAAUUUGUUUGUUCUGAGCCUCGAGAGGAUCCGACUAGCGCCUAAUGACCGUCAGGUUACUCUUUUUCAUUUCAUAUCAUUGAAACUUAUUUGAGAUUAAUAUAAAUAAAAUCUUAAAACGAUAAAUAAAAUUUUAAAACUAAAUUUCCUCAUUUAUACAAAAUAUUUACCAUGAAAGUAAAAAUAGUAAGUUGCAAUUGAUUAAAUAAAAAAAAUUAAUCUAAAAUUAAGAUAAUAAUUUACAUGUGAAAAAAUAUGAAAAAAAAAUUAAAAGUAUAUUAUCCGCGCGUAGCGCGGAAAAACGAUCUAGUCAAUAUAAUUUUAGUUUAAGAAGAGAUAUACAUGAAACAUUUAAUACAUGGUGUGUAUUAAUUAUCUUUAAGAAAUAUUAAACCAAAAUUUAUUAGAUUCUAAAGAAGAUAACAAUAGACAAUCGCAUAGAAUCUGGUAAAUAAAAUCUAUGAAACAUAUCUUGACUUGUUUUCGAUUUUAACUUUGUUUUUAAUGGAAAAAAACUAAAUUAGUUAGUAUAUAUUCAAACACACAAUUAGUAAAACAAUUUUCUUACAUUGAUUUCAUUAGCUUUCUCUCACAAAUUUCAUUCCUUAAAUCUCAUUCUCUACUCUUUUUUUUUUUGUUCUUACAACUCGAAUUUUCGUUUCCAAUUAUAAUGAAGAGUGGUGAAGAUGAUCACUAUCCUUUGCGCAUGAAAAUAGAUUGGUCUGAUAAAGUGACCAAAACUUUAGAGGAAGCUAUGCUUAAAGCAAAGUCGUCUUGUAUUCACAAAUUUGAUCUUAAUAAACUUCCUCCUUCUGAUACAGAUGAUGAAGAGCAGGAUGAAGCAAAGAGAAGAGACCAUAAAGUUUCUAGUGGAGCUCCCUCUAGGUUUUGUAAUAAUUUUGACCUUAACAAGUCUCCAAAGGAAGAGCCACCAAACCACGACGGUCACAAGGUAACUCAGAACUUGCUAAAUCCUAAACCUCUCAAGAAAAGGGGAAGAGGUAAUAGUGGUAGGUUGAAUAAAGCAAAGAAGCAAAGAGUCGAUGUUGUUCUGGAAGUAAAAGACGCGAUACUCAUCUUUGAGAAGACUUUACUUGUGAGUGAUGUUAAUCCAAAUCAAAGCCGUUUGUUAAUCCCUUUCAAAACGCUAAAGAGAAACAACUUCUUGACUCAAGAGGAAUCGAGUUUCUUAGUACAAGAUGAAAACAAGAAGGGGAAGAAGCCUGGAGUGGAAGCCUUUCUCGUGAACGAAAGGUCUCAAACGUGGAGUUUGGUUUUCAAGAGAUGGGUGAUGAAGAAGGAGAAGGACUCUCAAAACGGUUCGUUGCACUACGUUUUGAACCGUGGCUGGAACGACAUCGUUAAGGACAAUAAGUUGGAAGCCAACGAUAAGAUCAGUCUCUGGUCUUUUAGGUCCGAUGGAGUUCUUUGCUUUUCCCUUGUUACUCAUCCUUCCACCAUUAGCUCAUAGUAGCUCUUGUGCUAUCUCAUGAUUGUCGUUCUCUCUUUUUUUUGUAGGUGGUAAAUUUUGGUUUUUCUUUACGUUUAACUAGUAAGGUUUGACAUUAUUUGUUGGGUUUUUUUGGUUCACAUUUUUGUUUCAAUUCUUCUUGAUUGUUGGUGCCUAUAUGUCUAUUUGUUGUUUCUGCUUCCGUAGACAUGAAUCUAUGUUUUUUUUUUGUUUCGUUUUCAGAGUGAAUGAUCAUACAAAGGGAAACCCUCUUAAUAAAGUUUUUUAACUAAAGAAGCUGCUAAGGGAAACAACUAGCUAGCUAGCUAGAUUGAUCAAUCAUCACUCUAAACUUUUAGUAUGUUUUCUGUUCUUGUUAUUUGCAAUUACAUUCUUAAGAUUACUCUUUUAAAGAUUGAAGAGUUUUCUCUAAUCAUAGGAUAAAAUAAUUAUAAAUGCAUAUACAUACACGCUUUUUAGACUGAAUUCUCUAAAUAUCCAUUAAUUUAUCGUACA